Leguminivora glycinivorella is the source of this 2391-nucleotide messenger RNA. RefSeq lists its product as uncharacterized. Gene Ontology annotation, molecular function: nucleic acid binding; zinc ion binding. The record is from RefSeq and is a predicted model, not a curated record. Lineage: Eukaryota; Metazoa; Arthropoda; Insecta; Lepidoptera; Tortricidae. The transcript is spliced from 2 exons. Bases 35 to 2272 code for a protein of 745 amino acids.
AAUUGACGUUAAGUUAGGUGACGAUCUUGUUACCAUGGAGCUCGAUUCAGGGUCAGGUACCUGCGUCAUAUCAGACGCUUUGUAUUAUGAUAAGUUUUCUAAAUACGAAUUAUUGCCUUGUAAUGUCCGUAUGUGUUUUUAUAAUGGUCAUAAAAUCGCACCUUUAGGAUAUUUUAAUAUUGAUGCCACUUUCAACAAUAACACUAAGUGUAUAAGCAUUUUUGUGGUCAAAGAUGGGGGUCCUGGUUUAUUGGGUCGCGAUUUUAUGGCAGCAUUUGAUAUAUAUUUCACUGCUAAGAUAAAUAAAAUAAGCGAAGACAUGGAUAUUAAUAAUUUGUUAGAACAAUAUCCUAAGCUAUGGCGCGAUGAGCUCGGUGCAUUUAAUAAGUUUAAAGUCACUUUAACAUUAAAUAACAAAGCUAGCCCAAAAUUUUUUAAGCCGCGACCUAUACCUUUUUCACUUAAAGGAAAAGUAGAAGCUGAAUUAGACAGAUUGGUAGGUUUAGGUAUUUUAGUACCCGUCAACCAUUCCCAAUACGCCACUCCAAUUGUACCAGUGCUCAAAGAAAACGGUAAAUUACGAAUUGCGGGGGAUUUUUCGGUUACUUUGAAUAAGGACUUAGUGAUAGACAAGUAUCCACUUCCGCGUAUAGAGGAAGUAUUUGCUAAGUUGGGCGGCGGCGAGCACUACAGUAAAAUUGAUUUAAAGAAUGCAUACAACCAGUUUGUGUUGAGCGAUGCGUCCCAGGAACUCACCACAAUAAAUACGCCAAAGGGUUUAUUUAAAUAUACACGUCUCGUAUAUGGCUUAGCCAAUGCCCCGGCUAUUUUUCAAAAAGCUAUGGAGACGUUGUUGGCGGGGAUAGAUGGAGUGAGUUGCUGGCUGGACGACAUAUGUAUUACGGGUCCCAAUAAAACUGACCACCUUACCAGGUUACGCGAAGUAUUGAGUAGACUAGACGAAGCCGGUCUCCGUCUACAGAAAGAAAAGUGUGAGUUCUUCAAAAAUAGUGUUACUUAUUUAGGAUAUACUAUAAGUAAGGAAGGGCUUAAAUCCAGCAAGCACAAGGUAAAAGCAAUACUUAAUGCACCGGAGCCUAAAAACAUUACAGAGGUUAAACGUUUCUUAGGCAUGGUUAAUUAUUACAGGAAUUUUAUUCCAAACGCAUCAAGCGUAUUGAACCCGUUGCAUGAAUUACUGCGGUCGGGAGCAGAGUGGGAGUGGGGCGAGCGGCAGCGCCGCGCUGUGCGAGAGGUGCAGCGCGAGCUGGCCUCGGAGCGCGCGCUCGCGCACUUUGACCCCGACGCGCAGCUGGUUCUGACGGCUGAUGCGGGCCCCGCCGGCCUCGGCGCUGUGCUGUCUACGCGCGAUGGGGAGGGGGUGGAACGGCCGCUGGCGUUCGCUUCCAGGUCUCUGACAAGUAGUGAACGCAAUUACAGCCAAAUAGAAAAAGAAGCGACGGCUAUUGUAUUCGCGGUGAAAAAGUUUCAUCAAUAUUUGUAUGGCCGUAGUGAUCCUUUUAUUCUUAAAACGGAUCAUCGUCCGCUCGUAUCGAUAUUUAAUAAUAAAACUGGUAUUUCAAUUACAACCGCCUUAAGAUUACAAAGAUAUGCCAUUAUUUUGUCCGCGUACAACUACGUAGUACAAUACAUUUCAAGUGGAAAUAAUUUGGUAGCCGAUUAUUUUUCUCGAGCUCCCUUAUCAGAGACCCGCUGUGAUAGCGAUAACCAGUUCGACACAUUUACCUCCCUACAUUUUAUGAAUGCGAUAUCAGCAGCGGUAACAUAUGAUGAGAUAACCCGCGCCACGGGAAAUGAUACCGUAUUAAAGAUGGUGAUAGGGUAUAUGCAACAUGGUUGGCCGCGUAAGAUAGUAUGCGAUCAAAUUAAACCUUAUUUCCAAUGCAAGUCGGACUUGCAACUGGAAGGUGGGGUCUUGUUACGGGGCCAUAGGGUCGUCAUUCCAAUGGCACUUAGGGAGCGCUUGUUGAAGGAACUUCAUAGUACGCAUCUAGGUAUUGUCAAAAUGAAGAGUAAUGCUCGCAGUCGCAUGUGGUGGCCAGGUAUUGACGCAGAUAUCGAACGCUGCACCGGCGCGUGCGCUACUUGCAUUUCGUUGCGCGCCAUGCCGCCGCGAGAGGCGCCACUGAGCUGGCCGCGGCCGCCUGGAGUUUGGAACCGUGUACAUAUCGAUUACAUGACAGUAGGGCAACGGGUAUAUCUCGUGGUGGUCGAUGCAUUCAGUUUCAAGAAUAGUGUGGGAGAAAUGUAGUAUAUGCAUGCAAACCGAGCGCGGGCGCGGUGUCGCUCCCCGCGCACUUCUUUGUAAGUCAGUAAUAAACGGACCGUCGACUGAACUGCUGUGUUUCCUUUACGCUCACAAAUACCUCA